Nerophis ophidion (straightnose pipefish) is the source of this 2800-nucleotide messenger RNA. It is a transcript of the gene f11r.1, whose product is annotated as F11 receptor, tandem duplicate 1. Bases 206 to 1009 code for a protein of 267 amino acids. The record is from RefSeq and is a predicted model, not a curated record. NCBI's taxonomy places the organism in Eukaryota, Metazoa, Chordata, Actinopteri, Syngnathiformes, Syngnathidae. Gene Ontology annotation, biological process: cell adhesion; regulation of membrane permeability; establishment of endothelial intestinal barrier. The transcript has 9 exons. Gene Ontology annotation, cellular component: bicellular tight junction.
CGGCUCCUUAACCGGAAGUAAAGUUUCCGCGAGCUUGUCACUUCUUCUCGUUACCUGCACAGACGACGACGCGAGUGGACCCUCAUUGAAGUCGUGAUUGUCUCUCGAGUAAUAACAUUUGCAAGCCAGCGGAUAAUUUCCUCCCCUGACCUUCUUUCUGUGUAACUUUUGUGACGAGAGAACACCGCCAAGGUCGACGACAAACAUGUUGUUCGGUUGCUUGGUUUCGAUCCUUCUGUUGACGUCUGUAGUAACAGGUGUGAGUGGUUUUACAGUAACCACGAGCAAUGCUAACGUACAAGUUAAGGAAAAUGAAGGGGUUGACCUUACAUGCUCUUAUUCAAAUGACUUUGGUUCAAAUGCCCGGGUUGAGUGGAAGUUCAAGGACCGUACAGGUUCACAGAAAUAUGUAUUUUAUAAUGGAAAUCCCACUGGGGCAUAUUCCAACCGUGUAACAAUGUAUGGCAGCAAUCUGAGAUUCAAUAAAGUGACCCGCGAGGAUAAUGGAGUGUAUGACUGUGAGGUGUCUUUAACCGAUAGUCAGUUUGAUGAGGCCAGAGUGACGCUCACAGUUCUCGUGCCUCCGUCUCCACCACUGUGUAGAGUUCCCACCUCAGUGACAACUGGAAAAAAGGCCUUGUUGACCUGUCACGAUGGAGACGGCUCCCCCUCUUCCCAAUACAAGUGGUACAGAAAUGGCAUCCCUCUGCCACCUGAACCGAGCAAGAUUUCGGGCUUCCAGAAUUAUACCUAUCGGCUGAACUCUGUGGCUGGCACUUUGGAGUUUCCUUCUGCCAAAAAGAUGGAUGCGGCCGAAUACUACUGUGAAGCUUCAAACAUCGCUGGUCCUUCUCAGCGCUGCAAAGCUUUGAAAAUGGAAGUCCGUGACGUAAACACAGGAGGCAUUGUUGCUGGGGUAAUUGUGGCUCUACUGCUGCUCGUCCUACUUGCUGUAGGAAUUUGGUACGCUCACAAGAAAGGAUAUCUGCCCAAAAUAACUGACAGGUAAGAGGAAUUUGCCAAUUUGUUGCCAUUUGAUGCAGUGGAUUGCAUCAGAUAAUCAAUUUCAACAUCUAAAGCAUUUAUUUUUUGGAUGUGUGAAAUGUUCUCUUGUCUUUCAAAUGUGUCUUUCAGGACACAAAAACCCAAUGUGGUCUACCAGCCCCCUUCAGUGUAUGGUGGUGAGGAUGAUGAUGGGGAUUUCAAGCAGAAGUCAUCUUUUGUGGUAUAGCCUCCAAGCUACAGCCUGGUUUGAACUGUGUUUUUCUUUUUGAUGUUUUGUAUACAAUGAGUUGUCAAAGAGAAGUAUGUUGAUACAUUUAUUUAAUCUGUUUCAUCUGCUGUACAUCAGCUUUUCAAGUUUUAAACAUUCAUUUAGAAGAAAUAAGGACCUACAGGAAAAUAAUUCCAUACCAAGUUAAAUAGUGUCUGUAAUGUUACUAAGCAGUCCAAGGAUUCUACGGACCAAAACUCUUUGGAUUUUUGGAGUAUGCUCCUGAUUGCGUUUUUAAUUAAAACUUGCAAAAAGUCAUUUUAAUAUCAUGUCAACUUUAAGCUUUUGAAACUGGCUGUUAUUACCAUUCUUUUUGAAAACCUGUGUACCAAGAAGGUUUUUUUUUGUAAAUAGUCUUUUUUUGUGCUAUAAUAGUAUAAAUUCUUCUCCUUGACCUUUCUUGGAAUAAUAAAAAGAAAACUUAAAGAGGUUGUUUGCAACCUUUACGCAGAUGAUAUGGAGACAGCUAAGUUUCGAGAAUGUUGUAAGCAUUAUAGCCUUCCAUCUUUUGGCUUUUAGCAACUAAUGAUGUAAGUGCGCCUGUAUGUAAAAAAAUAAUUAAAAAAAAAAAAAACACACACGGACAUUAGCUUUGAGUGUGGUCAGCUAAUGAUAGUGAUUUAUCAAAGUUUAGCUACUGACGUUAGCUGUCAUGUUAGCUAUCAUUAAAUGUAUAUUCUAAUUGAAACAUACAACAAGACCACAAAUUGUUAAUUGCUUUUCAUGGACUGCUUUUGUGUGUGGAUGUGUGCUCCCUUUGUGUACGUGUGGAGGAGAAAGUGACAAGCCUAAGUGCCGGACAAAUUCCUAAGGCCAAGAAACAUUUUAGUAAAUCGUAAUUGUGAAAAACCUAGACACUUUAAAGAAAAACAAUUUUAUCCGUUGGCAUUUUUGUGUUAUAUUUUUAUGGUUAAUUUUUUUUUUUUCUUUGAGUAAGUUGCAAACAGCCCUUUUAAGUGAAGGUGUGACUGACAUACUUUGUAACACAUAUAUCAACAUUCCAAUUACAAUACUGUAUAAUGAACUAGAGAAUGAACUGAACGUAUAAUAUAGUUGUUCCGUAUUGCUCUUUGUGUUUGCAGUUUGGGAACUAGAGUACAUUGGUUAAACUAAUGCAAGCAGGGUAGAUGCAGUGUUUUUCCAGCAUAGUGCUUUUAUUGCCUGUUAAAGUUAAUACAAUUACAUCACUGGAAAGUGUGAAUUAAUGCUGUGGUUUAACACAUCCAAAGAAAAUCUUAACAUUUUUAUAUUUUCUUUGUUUUGGAUGUUUUACCUCAACUUAUUUUUUUGAUUUGGUUGUUUAAUACUUUUUGUAGUUAAUCUUUCAGCAAUCAUGUUUUUUACAGCGUCAACAUAGAUAGACAUUGGUUUAUAUCAUGCAUUUAUUCAACAUCUAAUAAAGUACUAUAUUUAUUUGGGAGCCCUAAUGUUGUUUUUUAAAUACUGUAUGUUGCUGAGUUUGAAACUUCUGAAUCGACCUGAUUAUGUAACAUUUGUAUAUUCUUAAUAAAAAUGUGUCAAAAAUUA